AAAUCAUUGACGUGGUUUGUCGAUUGAAUUAAAUAUAAAUAUCAUAUUUUCAUCGUUAAAUUAAAUAUUUAAAUAUGCCAAUGCCAUUGCGAUUGCGUUUGCGAUUGCUGUUGCUGCCUCUGGCGAUGAUUUUGCUUCUGGGCACGCACUUGAGUGGCGCGUCGGCUGUUGACAAGGAUGUGGCACCAGUUGGCGAUGUAAAAACGGAUUUGCUGUCAUUGGAGCAGGAAAUUGGCGGCGCUGCGGUGCCGGGUGAAUCGGAAUCUGAUUCGCAGCGAAAUCUGCAUCCGGUUCGUCGAAGGCGUGGCAUCUUCUUUAGCGGCAGCAUCGGCGGAUUGCCCUUCCUCAACUGGGCCAGUGGCUAUUCUUGGGCGUAUCCAGGCUAUCCGUACAACUACUAUGGCUCACCAUCGCCUGGCUAUUAUGGUUAUGGCAGUGGCUACUAUCCCGGCUACCUGGGCUAUCAGAAAAUUAUCAUCGGCUAAUGCAGAGUUGCAAGAGAACAAAAAAAUCGAUUAGAGAACUCCUUUUCAAUGUGAGAUUAUAAAUAAUGGCCAGGAAGGAGCCACGUCGA
Messenger RNA from Drosophila sechellia, 574 nucleotides. RefSeq lists its product as uncharacterized. NCBI's taxonomy places the organism in Eukaryota, Metazoa, Arthropoda, Insecta, Diptera, Drosophilidae. The transcript has a single exon. The record is from RefSeq and is a predicted model, not a curated record. The coding region runs from base 75 to 485 and encodes 136 amino acids.